Molecule: messenger RNA, 975 nt
Organism: Pisolithus orientalis
Lineage: Eukaryota; Fungi; Basidiomycota; Agaricomycetes; Boletales; Pisolithaceae
Product: A1pp-domain-containing protein
Exons: 9
Coding region: 81-722 (213 amino acids)
Source: RefSeq, a predicted model, not a curated record
CCGAACUGAUUUGUCACAUUUCUGUGAGACGCCUGUGUUGUCCAAGUACAUCGUCUGCCAGUUCCUUCAAGUCUUAAUCUAUGGUGGUCGCACUGCACGAUAUCCGCACGAUCGACGAACUUUUUCGGAGAGGCGCGUUGCGUGCAGUUCAGAAACCCAUCUACCCAUCCCAAGCGGGGGCCUUGAAUAAGGUGUCAUUGUACCAGGGAGAUAUCACCACUCUUCAGACGGACGCCAUCGUCAACGCUGCCAAUCCAUCUCUUCUAGGUGGAGGCGGAGUGGACGGCGCUAUCCACGCUGCUGCCGGGUCCCAGCUUCUAGCAGAAUGUUGGACGUUGGGAGGGUGUAAAACUGGUGACGCUAAAAUCACUGGAGGGUACGAUUUGCCCGCGAAGCAUGUCAUCCAUGCUGUAGGACCGGUAUAUGAUGCGUGCAACACGGAGAUGUGCGCGAAACAACUGCGAUCCUGUUAUACGACUAGCCUAGGACUUGCUAAGGAAAAUGGCUGCGAGACGGUCGCAUUUCCGUCUAUUUCCACAGGCAUCUAUGGUUACCCUCUACGUGACGCUACGCACAUCGCGUUGAAUGAAGUACGACAAUUCGUGGAUUCCGACGUUGAAGACAAGAUAAAGCGUGUUGUUUUUGUGGUAUUCAGAGACGUGGACCGCUCCAUGUACGAGGAACUCAUUCCAUUCUAUUUCCCUCCUGUGGAGACGGCGUGAGAAGCAAGUCUACGCUGGUACUGACGUUAUCAGGUGCAUCGAUGCUCGUCCCUUGCUACAGAAUUCGUUGGAUAGUUCAAGAGGUAUCGCGGUAGAAUUAGUAUCCAUGUAAGAUCGUCAGUCAUUUUGUUGUGCUACCAUUGUUCCUCUCGAGGUCAUUGAAAGAUGUCAUGAGGACUGCCGUCACUACGCUCUCGAUGAUAAGUUGUGUAUGUCAAUUGCCUAAUUCAUUAACAAGUGACUUUGAUCGAUG